CGCCCUUCUACGGUCCGUGUAUACCUAAAACUACUAGAAGAAGACCUCAUCACAACAAAUCCGCCUUGACUUUACCUAGCGCUUAACCAUUCAUCUAUUUCAAAUAUACCGAAAAAAUGCUUUAUUUAACCCUACUUCGAGGAUUGCAGCGGUGUGUUGGCCCGCAAUCUCUAAGAAAUGUCAAAUGUAAAGCUCAGUUUUCGGUAGAACCAGGCUGUAUGAGCAGCGGGCUGUCGAGCCCUCACCAGAGGACGGAUACCUCGUUUCUGAGGAGGUCGUUCCACUCCGGGAAUGUCAAGACGCAGUGCAAACCCCUUCUACCCCUGUGUCUCUCCUCAAAAAGUCUCUGCACCUCUGCGUCGGACUACUCUGAGACAGGGAGACUUGUUUACACAGGGAGCCUUGGUAGAGCUAUAAUUGGAGUGAAGAUGUUCUCCUACACCAGCAGUGGCACCAGUCUGUGUCUAAUGCCACACGUCCUCUUCAAGACCGGGCUGGCCACACAGAGUUUGGCUGUGCAGGCGUCCUUCAUCGCGAUCAUCAGCCUCUUCACGUUCGUCACCCCCGUCCUCCUCCACCUGCUCACCAAGGGCUACGUUAUCCGACUGUACCACAACGCCGAUCAGGACACCUACACGGCCGUCACCUGCAACAUCUUCCUGAUGGAGAAGAGGACCGUGUUUAAACAGGGGGAGGUCAGCAUUCCAGCCGUCGCAAAGAUGUUCACCUCGUUCUACGCUGGCCGGAGGAGCAUGCUGGUGAACCCCGACCUCUUCCAGCUCCCCAGUGACUACAAUCAUCUGAUGGGUUAUGACCAGCCAUUCACAUUCAGUGAGGAGGACUUGGAGAGGCAUGACAAAGGCUGAGUGGGUGGGUCGGGUUCCCUGAAAAUAAUAAGGCCCUAAUUCCAAAGAACAAUCAAAUACUGUAAUAAAUCCAGAAAUGGUUUGAUCUUUGGUCAUGUUGUUCUUAUUUUCCAUUUAAUUAUAUCACGUAAGUUCAAUAGAUCAGCCAAUGGUACUAUAAAGAUGGUAAGUCUUAAAAGAGACAUAUUGUGGUGUUUUCAAAACAAGUAAACAUAGUAUUUGAAAUCCGGGUAAAUCUGUCUAUGGUUCGUUCUUUGAAUAUUCAGAUUUAAAACAAAAUCAGAAAAACCAAAUAACAGUCGUUUUUUGGUUUUUCUGAUUUGGUUUUGAAACGGAAAAAGGGCAAAAGGAAUAAACAAAUAAACGGCAGUUGCUUGUUUUGUUUUUGUGAUAUUUAGAUAAAACCACAAUGAAUGCCGGGAAAAGGGCGCGUGGUUUCAAACUUUCCAUUGAGUCAAGCAAUUCUACGAUGGCCAGCUUUAUUGUUUUCCGUGGGAGCCGGUGACUUAGUCUGCGAGUGGACGAUAUGACCGUGGAGAAGAUCGCCAUGAUAUUCCAGGUGGCUGUUUACUAAGAAACCUAGCUGGUCAUAAAACAUUAAAAUACAUCUAAAUGACAAGUAGCCUACAUAUUGUACAAUAGGCUACAUACAUUAGAGGCUAUGCUAUAUCACAUAGGCCUAUUGUCAUGAAGACACAAUUAUAAUGUUCAUGGUCUCAUGACAGCCAAUCUCAAAAUCAACCCCAUAUGGUUAAUAAUAUGUGGUUAAUGUUUGAAUAGUUAAUUGUGUUUUGUAAUUCAUUGUGAUUAAUGUUUUUAUUGAUUAGGCCUAAUGUUAACAUAAAGCUCGAGCUUCUUUUAAGUUUGAUAAUUAGGACUGCUAUGUGACGUUACAUGACAGGUCAUGCUGUCUUAUUUAAUGACAAAGUGGACUGUAUGAAUGCAGUCACUUAUGUUGACUGAAUUGUUAUAACAAUUAUUAAAACUUAAAACAGUUAUUAACAUUCAUGAAGACUGCUUCAGGUUCAUGACAGGUUUCAUGUCAUUCUUAUGCAUAUCCCUUCAAAUAAAGUUUGAUCAAAAAUGUUUAUUUUCAGGUCCAUCCACACUCUCUGUAUUUUACUGACGACAGCAACAGAGGGAUACUCCCUGGACCAGAAGGAGCUUUCAGUCUCACAGACCUCAAAGACGGUGGCCACUAUGAGGUACACGGGGAGAGCACAGCUGAUGAAGGCUCUCAAGGUCAAAACCCUGCUGCUCGCUUUGCCUUUCGCCGCCCAUCCAGCAGUGCUCUCCCCGUUGCCUCAGGAGCUCUGCCUGCUCCCAGAGCUGUGGGUCCAAAGCUAAACACAAGGUGAAUACAAGUACACUGAACAUUUUUCUUUGUCAAUAUCCCUUUCAAACAUUUUGUGUUUGAACGUCUGUAACGUCUGUGAGUAUAAUUAAUUUUGGAACAGGGUGUAUUGGGCAUUAUAAAUGGGCUUAAGUGUUUUGUUUAUGUUUAUACUCAGGAAUGUCUUUAUAGCGGAGGUGGUGGAUGGAAGGCCAGUGACUCGGAAAACGGUGGCAGUACGAUUUUCUGAGUUUGAGGCAUCUGUUAAUAGCAUAAGGGUGAAAGUGGUGGAGGCUCUGGGCGACGACGAGCCUAUUGUGCUUGUGGACAGCCAUGCAAAUGAGAUCCUGGACUGUGAGGGAAACAGAGGAUCUGCAUUCUGGAAGCAGCAUGCAAGAAAGAUCUUUGCUGUUCCCAAAGACCAGAUGCAGAGAACCGGGGGGGGGAAGAAUAAUAAAAGAAGGAGAGAAAGUUAAGCUGUCUGUGAUAAAUUGCAUACCAAAGGUCACUGAAUAAAUAAAAAACACAAAUACAGAACAACUAUCCUUCCCUAAUAUAAAAAAAGAAAGUCCAAGUUAAUACACACUUAACAAUAUGUUCUGUAUAUUUUUCAGUCAACAUGAGGACACAGACCUUCCCUUGGUCGUUGACCAAAUAGGAGGUCAUCCUCACUUCUCAGGGUCUAAAAGAUGUAUCCAAGACGCUCCAAGACCUUGCAAAUUUUGCACAGGCAAACCGAAGGACAUCAAUAAGUCUGAGUAACAGCCAGGCGGCAGCUGUAAAGGCAGCAUUUGCCUGUAUCAUAUGUGGAGAUCCUAUGAAGGAGCCCAUAUUUGCCAGCUGCUGCAGAACCAUCCUGGGCUGCAGCAGCUGUGUGGAGCAAUGGCAGGUUAGCCACACCUACUGCCCUAAAUGCAGAGGUGUGGACUUUUACGGAGGCAACACGCAGCCAGUGGUGGGGCUGGACGAGGCACUGGCUGUACUGCAUAAUAUAAUUUCUUAAGUUAUUGUUUUUGUUCACCAAAUGUUCAUGUUUUGUUAGUUAUCAAUAUACCUUUCAUUUUUAUUUUUUAUUCUAUUUUAAAAUUACUAUUAUGUGUAAUGUCGUGUUAAAUUGUUAU
Messenger RNA from Gadus chalcogrammus (walleye pollock), 3320 nucleotides. It is a transcript of the gene tmem70, whose product is annotated as transmembrane protein 70. Gene Ontology annotation, cellular component: mitochondrial membrane. Gene Ontology annotation, biological process: mitochondrial proton-transporting ATP synthase complex assembly. The transcript is spliced from 5 exons. NCBI's taxonomy places the organism in Eukaryota, Metazoa, Chordata, Actinopteri, Gadiformes, Gadidae. The record is from RefSeq and is a predicted model, not a curated record. Bases 117 to 866 code for a protein of 249 amino acids.